UGGCGAAAGUAGCUUUGGUCUCUUGCAUCUUCGAAAACCCCCUUACGAGGACAUCGUAUUUCUCGACGAUACUCAACUCAAAACACAAAAUAUGCCGUUUAAAUCUAUCAAGAAUGACGCAACAGUUCUUCAAAAUCGAUAUUUCUAUUUUCACAUGUCUCAAAAGGUCGAUGGAAAAGGAUUUUGCUCCCCAAAAUCAACUUUGAAAACUGUUCUGUCGGAUAAGAAAUCAAAUGCCGCAGUUGCGCAGAAGGGUGUCAAAUGACCGAGUAGUUAGCUGUUUCUGCAACCUGCUAUGUCAAGAAAAUACCAAAAAAAAAAUUAACAGUAACUGGGCAGUCAUUUCGUGAUCGUAGCGUCAACGGACGUUUUGGUGCGGACUGUAAAGUAUGCGUGUCAGUUCGUGCGCUUAAUAAUUAUUUCCGCCUCGUUUUGGCGUGUGUAUGAAGACCGCCAUUUUGGAAUGUUGUAGUCUCAUUAAAUUGAUGAGAUAUCCUACACGUGUAGUUUUAUUAAAUUGAAGAAAUACUUUACACUGACCCAUCAAAGUAUUAGUGCCAGAAAGUGUUGAUAGCCACCUUAAGAAACGGCAGUGAGAUUCGGAAUACUUGCGCUACAAAAGCAAAUUUGUGUAAAAAAAAAAAAAAAAAGUGCCGACGAACAGCAAAUGUGUAAACGCCUUAUGGCAAUAUAUAAGGACUCCUAGUGUUGAAACUCUAUUAAAAUUAAUGUACUUAACAAAAAUGGCAUUGUCCUUUCGCCAGCUUUCGUUAAAGGCUUGCUCUUAGAGAUGCAGCUAAGUCUUGCAAAAGGGAAUAAAAAAAGCAAUUUACAAGAUAUGGCCGAGUCAGCUGAUUAAACAAAAAUGACAAGGUGAAUGUAAUUUAAUUCUGUGUGUUUCUCACCGAGGAUAGGACCUGUCAAGAUGACAAUGUCUUCUUCGUGACAGGUUCCACUUAGAGCAAUUUACACAAUAAAACUAAAAUAAUUUAAGCACAGGCGCUUGGCAUGGUGGGGAAAGUUAAAGACAUGUUCGUUUGUGUUUUAAUGAUUACGCUCUUUGGCUAUGUUCAAUAUAUCGACUCCUUUGUAAGGAAUCUCUCGAUCCUUUUAAAUUUUGGAUUUCCCUCUAAUGUUAUCAUCAAUUUCGUUUUCGCCCAAAAUUAAUGUCAGUGUCAUUCCGUUCGUAAUGCCGUCAAUAAUUGUAGCAAUCAACUGCUAAAGAUAAAUGUAUUUACAUACGUGAUGGCAAGUCCUUUUUUAGAAAACAUUAAGUAAACGAACAGCUUAGACAACUGAAAAGGUUCUUCUCAUUCGAAACUCAUCGCAGUUCAAGGAGAAAUGCUCGAAAAUGGCUGCUAACGUUUCCAUCGAUAAUAACCAACAUUGUUUUCAUCUACCAGAUCCUAUCUUCCAACACGCUCAGCAUCGCUACCAAAGCAAUUUAAUCACUGGUGUGAUCAACGCGAUCUUUGCGCCGUUCUCAGCAACAGCAAACUCUCUGGUGUUUCUUGCCAUCUUGCUGAGUCCGUCACUUCGUUCCACUCCGUCGUGCUUGUUGAUAGCUUGCCUCGCUCUAUCAGAUUUCCUUGUCAGCGUCAUCGUGCAACCUACUUACGUUGCUUAUCGAUUCAACGAAAACCUCCACGGCUAUGUCAACUGCGCGGUAAGGGUUCUCUACGCAAAUGGUUUUUACGUCUGUUACGGCGUCUCCUUUAUGACUCUUAGCGCAAUAAGCUUUGAACGAUAUCUUGCUUUGAGACUACAUCUUCGCUACGAAGGCCUGGUAACUGUGAAGCGGGUCUUACUAGUCGCAAUGUUGAUUUGGUUUCUUAACACUGCAUUAACCUCUCUCCAGUGGGCGCGCAUCAAUACAAUCGCGCGAGGCGUACACUUGUUUUUCUGGUUUAUCUCCUUAUUUAUUGCGGGAAUUUCACAAUUUAACAUCCAUAUCAUCGUUCGUCGCCAUUGCAAUCAAAUCCGGAAACAGCAGUGGGUUUCUUCGGGCAAUCAAAACUUUCGAAUGCAGAUAAAGCUUGCAGUCAGCGUUGCUUACAUAGUGGGAAUUUAUUUUCUUUUUAAUCUCCCCGUUUUGGUUGUGACCACCUAUCACCAAAUCGUCACUGGACACAUAACCUCUUACGACUACUACAGCUGGAGCGAAACUGUGGCAUUUUUAAACUCGUUCUUCAAUCCAUUGGUGUGUUGCUGGAGAAGUCAGGACAUCAGGAAAGCUGUUAAAAAAAUGCUUAGACAUGGAGUCUGUAAAAAGAUUAUUUCAGAAAUCAUUGAACCAAAGAUGUAGAAACAAUUUAUUUUGUUUACAGUGGGGGUCACCUCGUCAUUCCGGCCACCUUUUAUUUGUCCCGUCAAAGUGUCCAUACAUUUUGUUACAAGAAAAGCCUGCUAAAUUAAUACGGCCAACGGCCAUAUUCUGAAAUCCCAACCUAUGUAAUCUUUUAUAACUUUGCCCCGUUUAUACGGCCACUUAAACCAGUUAAGUUCACCAUGCCGUUGUUAACAUCGGAGCUCCUGCGUGCCGAAGGUGCACGAGCGGAGCCCCAUACCUAAGAAAAUUGGGUAGCACAUCGAUCUAAAAUUGUUAUAUUGCGUACGUAAUUUCUACAAUCUUGGUUACGCUUAUUGGUUAUAGUUUGUAAAAUUUACUGGGAAAAAUAGCAAAACCACACGCUGAACAAUUGCAUGCCCACAAUUGAUCAUUAUUUGUCCUGAGUCUCUGAUCCAUGAAAAACAAAUUUUGUUUUUCCUUUAUGGUUAGUUGGCUAAAUCUAUUGUGCGCACUGAUUGAAGUUUCAAUUUUUUGUAAAAUUAUAUCUGAAUUCGGGGUGCCUCUUGAAGAUCAGUUGUUUUGAAGUGCAAAUGUGAUUAAGACCGGUGAUCAUGAAAUUUUACCCUUCCGCGCCGUUAGUGCUUUUCCAAUAUGGCGUCGGGCUCGGGCGCUCUCGUUCGUGCCGACUAAUAACGAACAGUGUCUACAUCUGAGUGAGUGAGUGAAACACGUUUCUACGCUUCGCGUAUCCACGAGUUUAGAAAGUUCUUCUUGUAUUGAUAGGGUCUCUUAGUACUCACGAGUGAUCACGAGUGACCACGCGUGACCGCGAGUGAUCAGGAAUGACCACGAGAGAGAUGACAUCCAGGGGCUUUUAAUUCACAAAAAAUAACUCUUGAACGCCUUGCGUGUCUAUGUUUUAGUUUCUCCAAACAGAAAAAGGUAUUCUUGUAUUGAUAGGGUCUAAAAGUACUCACGAGUGACCACGAGUGACCACGAAGGCUCAAAACUUCAAACGCGCACUUUGUAUAUUCUUUUCUGAGCGCCGAGCUACAAAACAUACAUGCUCAGUUACUUAUCAAAAAUCACAGCGCUAAACUGUAGCUAGCGCUUUGCGGAAUUCACACGCACUUCCAUCGGAUCUAACUCGGGACUGCGUGCACGCACUUAUGAUGCUAUUUACCCCUGCAGGGAGGUCCAAUCGGUGAACACGGUCUUUCCAAUCAAAUUAAAACACACCGGACUAGGAUUGCGUUACACCACGUGAACGAACUAGUUUAACUAGAACACGUCCGAUAAUUUUUAGCGACUCAGUUUAAAAGAGGUACAUGUUCUCUAAGUCUUCCCCUUACUCUUUUGGAGAUGUUCAGAAUCGUGGAAUGUGGACCAUAGAUUGCAGAUUGCAUAUCAUGGAAUGAAAGGGAAACCCAAAAUAUGAAAAGAAAUUGAAAAUAUAUUAAAAAAAUAAAUUUUUAGAGUUGUAGCUCGGGUAAUGGGUAUGACAUUAUUCAUCGCUAGUUCAACUUCACGGACAUGUCGUCAUCUGUUAU
Orbicella faveolata is the source of this 3840-nucleotide messenger RNA. RefSeq names its product melanocyte-stimulating hormone receptor-like. Lineage: Eukaryota; Metazoa; Cnidaria; Anthozoa; Scleractinia; Merulinidae. Gene Ontology annotation, cellular component: membrane. The record is from RefSeq and is a predicted model, not a curated record. Gene Ontology annotation, molecular function: G protein-coupled receptor activity. Gene Ontology annotation, biological process: G protein-coupled receptor signaling pathway.